Volvox carteri f. nagariensis is the source of this 3185-nucleotide messenger RNA. RefSeq lists its product as uncharacterized. Bases 1 to 2895 code for a protein of 964 amino acids. The record is from RefSeq and is a predicted model, not a curated record. NCBI's taxonomy places the organism in Eukaryota, Viridiplantae, Chlorophyta, Chlorophyceae, Chlamydomonadales, Volvocaceae. Gene Ontology annotation, molecular function: protein binding. The transcript is spliced from 16 exons.
AUGGGGCCAGGUCCCGACAGCUGGUGGGGCGGUGUGACCCACAUCAGUUGCGACCAUAGCCAUGAAAAACAGCGGAACCGCAGUCGCACGUGCGAGCAGUGCAUCCUUGUAUUUCCUGCAUGGCCUUCUCCCGUGGCGUGCUGGUUAGAUUACCUGGAAGAUGAAGUAGACGACCUCUUCAUUGACCAGCAUGCUGCGCUCGCGUUCGCCUGUCGGUCGUGCAGCACCUUCCUGCGCAUCCUUGUUCUUGGCACCUUCGGACCUAUCCCCGCUAAAUGCUUGUCGCCGGAUCACGCCUAUUUACAUUCAUGUCACAAAUUGUAUAAGCAUUUCCGACCAGAGCAGCGACACGAGCUGAGGGACUUGGUUCAGAACCUGCAAGCCAUCGAAUCGUACCUUGGCCAUCUUCGCUUGGGGAGGGCCAUGCUGCUAUCAUCAGUACCCGCGGCAGCUCCGAGCAUAACGCAGCUGGAGGAGUGGAAGGUCCAUAACAGCACAAAGCUUCAGGAAAUGCUGGACAGCGCUGGCGUCGCGUCACGCAUGGGCGAGAGCCCUGAAGUCGUCAAGGCGUUGACCGCGGCUUGCUCCUCCGCCCGUCAUCGACCCGACGCGUACACCGGCCGGCCUGUCGUGUCCUUCAUCCUCAACUACUUCAAACGACCCCAGGUGGUUACCCGUAUCGCCGCCAACAUGCGCGCUUCAUGUGAAUCGGUUGCCGUACCGUGCGAGUUGGUUGUGAACGUCGACAACCCGGACGAGGCCGCGGCCUGGGCGGGGCAGGCGGGUUUUGUCGUACCCGUGUUUUCCGCCAACCUGCACGAGGCGCGGGGCUACAACCGGGCGGCUCGACUGGCCCGGGGGAAGUACCUGAUCGUGUGGCAGGAUGAUCAGGUACCGCCUCCCCAAGGGCAAUGGCUCGUGGACAUGAUCCGGGUAUUCGACACGUACCCCCAGCUGGGUGUACUGGGGAUGAACACCUACCGGCUUUGCAAGCACCACGAACCCACCAACCGCUGGGGUCAAACCUUUUGGGAAGCAGACCCGGCGACCGGGGUGAAGUGGACGUACGCGCAGACGGUGGACUUCGCCCCCAUGGCCAUCCGCGCCUCCAUCUACGAGGACGUUGGCGGUCUGGAGGAGGGGAUGUCCCGGCGGGGCGACUGCGGCAUCUGGGGCGACUGGGAGCUGAGCACCCGCGUGUGGAUGGACGGCUGGCAGGUUGGGUUUAUGUUUUUAGAAGGUCGGUCGGGGGAUGGUGAACCCGGUACGACACACAAGGGCGCCAACGGGGAGAAGUGCUGGGGCCGGCAGCAAUUCGUGGCCAGCAGCGUGUACCAGAGAAGGUAUGGGUCUCAGCAACUCCAAGAGCCGCAGUGUGAGAGGGUCUGGCUGCUGAACAUGUUGGCGUUCAAACCCGGGUCCCAAGGCUGUCCGUACAACAUGCAACACACACACUGGGGCAACUGUACGACGCUGCCGCCGGAGGUGGCCGCGGCGGCGGCGGCGGAGCUCGCCGAGCUGGCCGCGGCGGCGGCGGCGGGGGGCCGUGUCAGCGGCGGCGCCGCUGUGGCGGCGCCGGCCCCGGCGGCCCCGGCGGCGGUCCUCAGGGGUGAGGGCGGUGAUGCAGCAGCUGCCGAUGGGACGAUGACAACGGCGGCGACGGCGACGGAGGCUCAGGACCAAAAUGUAAAUGUGGCGUCUGGUUUGCUAGGGCUCAUGGAUAUCAAUCCCGUACUGGCGGCGGCAGGAGGGGGUAGCGGGGAAGCGAAGGGGCUAUCGGAGCGGCAGCUGAACCUUUUUGUACGGCAUCAGUCGACCAUAGUGCGUCGGCGCCAGCCUGUCCCAACUAUGGCGUUCCUCAGCAAAUCAAAGAACCUCUCAAUUGUUAUUGCAGCUCUUACUUACGUCAUCAUUUUUACAGCUCCCCCAAUCCGCAUCGACUGCAGCCAGGCGGUCUGCCCCGCGGUGUACGACCCAGUGUGUGGCGAGGAUGGCGGCACGUACGACAAUAAGUGCCUGGCAGCAUGCGUAGGUGUGGCGGUCAAAUACCGUGGCGAGUGCGGCGUCGCUAUCCCGCCCUGGGCUCCGAGCAGGCCUGCCGUUGCAGACGGAUGUUCCUCGUGCCCGACCGACAGCAAACCUGUCUGCGGUAGCGACGGCAACACGUACCUAAAUCCUUGCUUGGCAACCUGUGCCGGGGUAUGGGUGCAGUACACGGGUCGUUGUGCCGACCCAAGCGGCUGCUCCCGACUUCAAUGUUCGACUGUUUACAGCCCCGUAUGCGGAGCCAACGGUCGUACCUACCCCAACCGUUGCGCUGCGACGUGUACGGGAGUGACCGUUGUCAGUACGGGAGUCUGUGGUGAGAGCCAGUGUAACUGCCCUGAUGAUUAUCAGCCCGUGUGCGGUAGCAACGGCAAGACGUACGACAAUGCGUGCAAGGCAGUUUUUUGCGCCGGCGUGAGCGUGGCGUACCUCGGAGAGUGUUCCGUUGAUGAAAACGGGUGCGCUACGGCGCUGUGCCCUGCCGUAUACUCGCCCGUAUGCGGUACCGAUAACGGCACGUACGACAAUUCCUGCUUGGCGGCCUGCGCCAACGUCACCGUCGCGCGACGAGGGCCUUGUGACAGCGAGGAGGGGGCCGGGAUGCUGCCGCGGCCGAUAGACGGCAGUGCGGUGUGUCUUUGCAGCCGCCUUCAACGGCCCGUGUGCGGCAGCGACGGCAAGACGUACGACAAUCCGUGCGAGGCAGUGAAGUGCGCGAAUGUUAGCAUCGCGUACGAGGGCGCCUGCGAGGACGAAGCCCCCUGCAUGGACGCCAUAUGCGGCUUCGAGUACGACCCGCCGCCCGUGGCAACUGACCUUUGGCUGUUGUUGUACGGGCAGUACGGGUAAUCUCUUCGUAUGGACGAUAGUAGACAUGUUGCCAAUGGACUUGGCAGUUGGCCGUUAUCUUGUGCUAACAAUUACCUACCUACUACUUCGCAGGGAAGCCGCUCCUGCAUGCACUUGCCUGUGUAUGUGCUUCUGUAUGUGCAUCUGUAGGUAUGCGCGCGUGCAUGCGAAGAUGUGAGAUAUGUAUGUGUGUAUGUAUAUGUGUGCAUGUAUAUGUGUGUGUAUGUGUGUGGGGGAAAAUGUGUGUUACACGGUUCGGGGUGCGUGACCCCAUACCUGUAAAACUAUCC